GCACAGGCAGACGGCCGCCUCAGUGACUGGAGAAGUUUUAACCAAAGGAUUCAGUCAAAAAAUUAAUCACCUUCAUGUCGACUCUGUUGGAUACUAACCGGCCGAUGCUAUGGUUACCUUUAUUACGAUCUUACAGGUGAAUCUAGUGAUGUCCAUCCUGCUGUACGUGAUGGUCCUCGUGUACCUCUAUGGUAUCCAGGCUACCAACAUGGAGGGCGGUCAUCACGGCCAGCAGCAGCAGCAGCUGCCCAGUCCAGACCCGCUCAACGCUCUCAUCAUCCAGCUGCUGCGGGCCGACCUGACCAGAGGGAGGAGCAGAGGGAACCAGAGUCAGCAGGGAUGGAGCCGGGAUCCUCAGGAGACGCUGCCGUUGCUGCUCGGAGACAACUUUCCUCUGGAGGAGCAAGGGGCUUUGGAACACGAGUGGGAGGCGGAGAGCAGCGACGGAUUAUUGGACGCACAGGUGACGCUGCUGCACUCGGAACUUCUACGUCAACAAAAACGCUACAACUCGCCUCGAGUCCUUCUGAGUGAAAGGCAGCCGCUGCAGCCCCCACCGCUCUACCUGGCGGACGAUUUCAUGGGUCAGGAGGGCUCGGCGGCCAGCAACAGAACAAGGAAGAAGCGCGACGCCGAGCACAAGAGCUACCGUGGGGAGUAUUCAGUGUGUGACAGCAUGAGCCAGUGGGUGACAGACAAAACCCAGGCCGCAGACCUUCUAGGGAACAGCGUCACCGUACUGGGCAAAAUCAAAACCAGUUCAACACAGGAAGUUAAACAGUACUUUUACGAGACCAGCUGUCGGACGCCCAGACCCGUGAAAGACGGCUGCAGGGGCAUCGACAACAAGAACUGGAACUCGCAGUGCAAGACGAGGCAGACGCACGUCAGAGCGCUGACGCAGCUCGGUACCAAAGUGGCCUGGAGCUGGAUACGCAUCAACACGUCCUGCGUGUGUGCGCUGUCGCGGAAGCGCCACCGGACGUAAACACAGCUGGAAUUCCACUUCCUGGAUUUUAGCAAACUUCUGCUGAAGAAAAUCGCGGGUCCAUUUAAACUUUAUUUCUCACCGUCUGGUGCAUGACGGCCAUUUUGGAAGAACUCCUGAGUGUGUGAAGAGUAAAUGUACAUAUAAAUUAUUUAAAUUAUAUGAAUGCAUGUAGGCUGUACAUGUGUAUAUCUAUCUGUAUAUGAAUAUAUUUGUGUUAUUUAUUGACCCAAAAAAGGAAUGAAACAAGCUCAGAACUUUAAGAUUUUAAGACUUUUCAACUGCAAAGGUGCUUCAGUAGGACUUUACAUGUGCCUUUUGACCAGAGUGGGUGCGGGAGGAAAUUGGGUCACGACCAGUUGGGAGCGAAUAUUGAUUCAGACCACAGUACCCAAAGUAAGUUUUCAUGUUAAUGUGUUGUAACCUGCUGUAGGAGACCAAAUUCCUCACAUCGGCAAACACUGAAGGAUGCAGACGAAAUAUUUUAUGGGUUCUCUCUGGUCCACUUGUUCACCGAACUGGUUUCAUGAGACAUUUUUUGUUUCUUCCUUUGUAAUAAAAGAGUUGAAAUCAGUCUAAAACAUUUCACUGCCACAGGUUCAACACUGAAUAGCCAGAACAUUAUGACCGCCUGUCUGUUUAAUGACGUAAAUAAGCAAAUUAUUCAGUUAGAGGUCUAGUGCCUGGUGACGGGUGGUGGCUCAAGUG
This is a messenger RNA of Synchiropus splendidus (mandarinfish), 1696 nucleotides long. It is a transcript of the gene ntf3, whose product is annotated as neurotrophin 3. The coding region runs from base 110 to 988 and encodes 292 amino acids. The transcript has 2 exons. Lineage: Eukaryota; Metazoa; Chordata; Actinopteri; Syngnathiformes; Callionymidae. Gene Ontology annotation, molecular function: nerve growth factor receptor binding; growth factor activity. The record is from RefSeq and is a predicted model, not a curated record. Gene Ontology annotation, biological process: nerve growth factor signaling pathway; negative regulation of neuron apoptotic process; regulation of neuron differentiation.